AAAAAUGUUUCAGGCGGGACUAUCGCUUAAAUAAGUUACAUGUCGAACCCAUAAACGCCUCUUUAGAUUACAGAAACAUUGAUCUUAGUGAAAAGUUAAAUGUCGGCGAUAUUCCUAACGCUGUCCUCACAACACCGUACGACUUCAGUAUUCAGCCCAACACCGAAACAGACUGGACACCAGUUACUAACACAAUGAUCUCAUUGGUAUGGAUAAAUGGGCCUGUUCGUUAGCAGCAGCGGAUUUGAAUGUAUUCCCCAGAAAGAAAUAGAACACCGAGUGAAAGUGAUUUGAGACAUGGAAAUCUUGCCAGGUGACACACAUGUUCAGGAGUGUCCAGUUUCUGCCACAAGUCCAGUUCAGAAAAAAUUCAAGUUGGACUGUUCUGUUGACUGGAGAAAAUCUACCAAGGCCAUUGACUUUGUAGAAGGAUAUAAUGUUUACAAGCAUGAUAAGGAUACAAAGACAGCCACAGACUUGGUAGAUAAUGUGGAUGAACCUGAAGCACAGAGUCGUCAGGGACAGAUAACUCCAUUAGAUACAGUUGAACAGACGAUGCAUGGUAUGAAAGAAAAGAAACUUACCACCAAAACUGUGGGUUUAAAGGUCACACCAGACUUUUUCUACAGUAACCUCAAUAUUAACAACUUUGGCAAAUUGGAAACAAAAUUUAGUGAUGUCACAAUAAAUGCUGUAAUUUGUCAUGAAACAAAACAUUUGGAUGUUACAAAUUCUUCCAGUGAUCAUCUUGGUGCGAAGUCCGGUGAACAUUUAGCGAUGCAAAAUGAUUUACUACGUCAAGCAAAUGGUGAAAGUGACAUAUUUGGGAGUCAUUCCUGUUGUACCAAUGAAAGGGGAGAUGUGUGCGAUACAAUUUCACCAAUGUCAAAUAUUGUCUUUGAUGAAAAUACUGUCAAAGUGUGCCAAGAAGCCACAGUAUUGACACAUUGUGUGGAGAAUGUGCUGAGCAGUGUUAACAAAGCAUUAACAAAUGAUCGAGAGGAAUGCAAAUUGGAUAAAGAUGACCAUAUUUCAGAGUAUGUGGCUUGUGAAAGUAUCAAAAUGCUUGAAACUGACAAGCAAACAUCCUUAACGUGUGUUAAAAGCUGUAUGCCAGUGUGUUCUUCUGAAGGAAAGCCUGAACAAGCUCCAUGCGGAGUGAACGGUUGUAAUAUUGUGACAUAUCAAGAGAAACAAUCCAUUCCAGAAGUUAAUCAAACGGGCACUACAAAAAAAUAUGUCCCAGUGAGAGGUGGACGUACUGUUGUGUAUGUACACAGUGAUGAAUACAUGCAACUGUGUGACGCCAUGAUUAGGGUGCCUGGAAGGGUAGGUAUUGUACAGAGGCUCUGUAUACUGUGUGACGCCAUGAUUAGGGUGCCUGGCAGGGUAGGUUUUCUACAGAGGCUCUGUACUGUGUGA
Liolophura sinensis is the source of this 1422-nucleotide messenger RNA. RefSeq lists its product as uncharacterized. The transcript has 2 exons. The coding region runs from base 298 to 1422 and encodes 374 amino acids. Lineage: Eukaryota; Metazoa; Mollusca; Polyplacophora; Chitonida; Chitonidae. The record is from RefSeq and is a predicted model, not a curated record.